Messenger RNA from Alosa alosa (allis shad), 3447 nucleotides. RefSeq names its product Enah/Vasp-like a (gene evla). Gene Ontology annotation, biological process: positive regulation of actin filament polymerization; actin polymerization or depolymerization. Gene Ontology annotation, molecular function: profilin binding; SH3 domain binding. The record is from RefSeq and is a predicted model, not a curated record. NCBI's taxonomy places the organism in Eukaryota, Metazoa, Chordata, Actinopteri, Clupeiformes, Clupeidae.
GUCUGAUGAGCCUCCCCUCAGCUCCGCUGCCCGACCAGCCAGCCACUCAGCCCUAGCAUUAGCCGGCGGCUUCGCUAAUGGGCCCCUUUUUAAUGGAGCAACACAGAGGAGAGCGAAUGGGCUAGAGUUACCCGUUUUUGGAUGAUGUGAUGAUCCUGUGAAUGUAUACAGAAGUGAUUCAGUCAGACUGGUUGGGAUUCACAGACAAAGACUAGGAAGACAAGGAGUAGGAGGAUAAAUAGUGAUAGAUAGUGGUGGUUGUUUUUGGGGGUUUUUUUCUUGUGGGGGAGAAACAUGGAUAGGAUGCAGUUUCACCCUCAACAACCUCUCCUCCCGCAAAGCUUCAGUGACUCUGGACUGCACGUCAGGGUGGGCUCCAAAGUCAGUGAACAGAGUAUCUGCCAAGCCCGGGCUUCGGUCAUGGUGUACGACGACACCAGCAAGAAGUGGGUCCCAAUCAAGCCAGGGCAGCAGGGCUUCAGUCGCAUUAACAUCUACCACAACACUGCCAACAACACCUUCCGCGUGGUGGGGGUCAAGCUUCAGGACCAGCAGGUUGUCAUAAACUACUCCAUCGUGAAAGGUCUCAAAUACAACCAGGCCACACCGACCUUCCACCAGUGGCGCGAUGCCCGGCAGGUGUACGGCCUCAACUUCGCCAGCAAGGAGGAGGCCACCACCUUCUCCAACGCCAUGCUCUUCGCCCUCAACGUCCUGAGCUCGCAGGAGGCUGGUCCACCAGCUGUACAUCGGCAGAACGGACCUGUCACGGAUGACUCCGACGCUCAACGAAGGCAGAUGAUGGAGCAGCAUCAGAUGCAGGCACAAAUGGAGAGGGAGCGACGAGCUGUGGGAUCUGCAGUAUCCACCCUUCAGUUCAAAGUGUCUGGCGCUGCUGCCGCUUCCUCUCCCUCCCAGUCCGAGUCUGUCGAUUACCGGCAGUACCGGGCCAACACCCUCCCCCCGGCCUACAUCAGGGCGGCCGCCUCCUCCCCCUCCCCACCUUCCCCCUGCUCCUCCUCGGGCUCCUCUCAGGAGCGGGACGGCAGCGGCGGAGCUGGAGGUGGGGGGAGCGCCUGUCACGCAUGCGACUCGCCCCAGCGGAAGGCCCAGCAGCAGCUCUCGCAGCUUUCCACCUCACUGGCCUCGGCCUUCAUGCCCGUGCAGCCGGCGGUCAACACCCAGGGCCGCAAGGUGCGCCAGAUCCCCCUCUCCCCGCCGGCCGUGCGCCACAUGCCCCCCCAGAUGCAGGCCGAGUCCAUCCCCCACCCCCACCCGCUGCCCCCCAAGCAUGGCACCUGGUCGGCGUCGUCGGCCGCCAUGCACAUGUUCGCCCCGCUGCCCGCCGCCGCCUCCUCCUCCCCGCCCGUGAGCGCCAAGCAGGUGUGCCCGCAGCCCGUGCUCCCCGUGGCACUGCCCCUGCCGCCCCUCAACAACAGCGGCAGCAACGGCCGUGGCGGCAAGGGUGCCCCCUCACCCCACGACGCCCACCAGCACAUCAACGGGGCACCCGAGGAGUACUACCACACCCAGCACCACCCACACCCACACCCACACCACCACCAAACACCUCCACCACCCCUGCAACCACUGGUCCCCAUGCCCCCUCAGCUCUCUUACGCCCCCUGCUGCGAGCCUGUCCCCCUGCCCCCCGUGAGCGCUCAGCUGCCCCCUCAGGUCUCAGCCCACCUGUCCCAGUUCCCCUCUCCCUCUGCAUUCCUCCAGCAACAACAACAACAACAACAACAGCAACAACAACAACAACAACAACAGCAGCAGCAACAGCAGCAGCAGCAGCACAUGUAUCCGGGGUUGCCCCCCUACAACACCACCUCUCCCCCCUCUUACACCCUCCUCGAGGGGGCCUCUCCCAAGACGACACCCUCUCCUGUCUUUCAGGCUCCCCCACCUCUUAUGAGUAACACCGGUCUUCGAUGGCAGCCAAUCUCUCCCCCCCCCACCCCCACGGCACCACCACCGGGGCCCCCACCGCCAAGUGUGGGCGCGCCUCCCACCCCCCCUCCACUGCCGGCUAGUGGAGGUCCGGGGGGGCAAAGCAAGGAGGCCCCCCCAGCUGGGCUGGCGGCAGCCUUAGCAGGAGCGAAGCUGCGCAAAGUGCAGAGGUCGGAGGAGGCGUCAGGGCCCGCGGGGGUCAAGAACGAUGGUAACCGGUCAAGUGGCGGCAGUGGAGGCAGUGGAGAGGGACUCAUGCAGGAGAUGAAUGCCAUAUUGGCACGAAGGAGGAAAGCUUCAGAGAAACCUGAUGAGGAUAACCAGAAGGAAGAGACGAAUGGCUCCCCCUCACCCAUCACACGAGGUUCUUCUCUACAAAACUCAACAGACCUCGUUAAAAAGCCAUGGGAUCGAGCCAACUCAACAGACAAAUCUUCAGCUGUAUCAAGGGUGAAACCUGUUGGUACCAGCAGCGAUGGAGACACAACAGAAUAUGACAGAAUGAAACAGGAGAUUUUGGAGGAAGUGGUUCGUGAAUUGCAUAAGGUGAAAGAUGAGAUUAUUGAUGCCAUAAGAAGAGAAGUGACCAGGCUGAGCUUGACAUAAUCCUCCCGGGAUGUGACCACAGCGGACAGAGAGGGGGGGGGGAGAUGUAGAGAGAGGUGCUGAGUUUGCAGGGAAUGUUUCUACAUUUCUAUAAUGUCAUGGGGAAGGUUGCCACGAAAUUGUUGUGCCCAACAGUAGCAUCUGCUAAGCAAAAAAGCUGGAGAAAGUGAAAAAUAAGGCAUAAAAAGAGAACGAAGAACAGGAAGACAAAAAAGUGAAGAGAGUUCAGCGAAUGCAUGAAUGAAUGAAUGAAUGAAUGAAUGAUUUGGUGUAAAGAAAGGGAUGAGAGGAUGUUGGACACUCACACUGUAUUUUCUAUUUUCCUGUAUUCAAAGAUUCAGCCCAAUGUGUGGCCUGCUGCCCAUAGUCUGUCAAGUCUUACAGAAAAAAAACAUAUAUGUAUUAAAUCUGGCAAAGCUUUUUGUUUUCUAAGUUUUUAUUGUUUCAUUGUUUUAUUUGACAUAAAUAAAUAUUACUGUUAUAAUAAUUUUAUUACAAUUAUAGAUAUAGAGAAAGUUGCACACCAUCUAUGUCAGCCUUUUAUAUUUUAUAUUAGGUUCUUUAUUCUUUGGUUUUUGAUAAGCACAUGUAGGCCUCUGUCCUCAGCAGGGUUUUCUAAAGAGAUUUUAUUUUUCUUUGCCAACAGAUGUAUAAGAUCACUGGAGAUGUUUGUUUUUUUAAGUUUGAACUUGAAUUGGUUGUGUGGACUGAACUGGUUACUUUUUUGGGACACUAUGACCUUAUGAUGCAUCAGUAUGACCUUUUGAUUUAUAUUAUCUUUUUCAGUAAAGUUUGGCUGGAAAGAUAUGGUGAACGAUCAGGCCUUUCAGUAUAUACUUUGAGUAGAUUAUUCCUUGUUUUAAAUGUUGAUAAAUGGGUUUAAACAUA